This is a messenger RNA of Zootoca vivipara (common lizard), 4889 nucleotides long. It is a transcript of the gene KCNMB1, whose product is annotated as potassium calcium-activated channel subfamily M regulatory beta subunit 1. Gene Ontology annotation, cellular component: voltage-gated potassium channel complex; membrane. The record is from RefSeq and is a predicted model, not a curated record. Lineage: Eukaryota; Metazoa; Chordata; Lepidosauria; Squamata; Lacertidae. Gene Ontology annotation, molecular function: potassium channel regulator activity; calcium-activated potassium channel activity. Gene Ontology annotation, biological process: detection of calcium ion; potassium ion transport.
GCUAAAAGUCCAGUCACAGCAAUCAGGGCAAGGAAGUUUUGUGCAAUGUAUUUUUUUCAGCUGUGGAUUUGCUGCUCCUUGAUUGCUAAUAUGGAACAGACUCAGGAUAUGUCAAAAACAUUAUGAACACAAGACCUUCUGGGCAAAGACUACCAAUUCCCAGCAAUUGCCCAACAGAGAACAUCUGCCUUACAAUGUCAUUCUAAAGGACUUGCAUCUACAUGGUUAUAGGAAUGUCCAUCACUGCUCAAAACCUUAGUAAUCAGAGAUAAAGGCCACAGAAUCCAUCACCAUAAAUCAUGUUGGGGAAAAAGCUGGUGACAGCACAGAAACGAGGGGAGACCAGAGCAUUCUGCCUGGGCUUGGGAAUGGUAGCAUGCUCAGUGAUAAUGUAUUUCUUUAUCGGAAUCACCAUUGUACCCUUAUACAAUAAAAGUGUCUGGACCAAUAAAGGUGUAUGCGAACUGGAAAAUGCCAGCAUCAAGGAACAGCAGCAGUGUGACAGCUCCAGUGAUGAAAAUAAGUUUCAAUAUCCUUGUCUGGACAUCAUGGUCAAUUUGACACCUGUUGGGCAGGUGGUAAAGCUUUAUCACCAGGAGGAGACUGUGUUCAGAAACCCCAAGUGCUCCUACAUUCCCCCGACUCUGAAGAAUUAUACUGCAGUGCAAGAGAAUGUAGAAAAAGUAAGACAAAAUUUCACAGAAGCCCAGCUGUUUUAUUGUUAUUAUGACCCAUCAAGACAAGAAGCCACUGUCCUUUUAAACAGAGAAUAUCUUCCAGAGCGUCUUUUCUUCACUUUUGUCUGGCCAAGUCUGAUGUUGAUUGGUGGAGUCCUGAUUAUUGUCCUGGUGAAAAUAAGUCAGUAUUUUUCUAUAUUCUUAGCUCCACAGACCAGAACAGGUAUAUAGAAUGUCCCAAUGUUUGCCUGUAUCUUACAUUCACAUCUGUAUCCAAGACAAGCUGUGAACAAUUUCUGAAGUUUAAUCACUGUGAAGUAACAAGGUAGGAAGCAUAAAGGAGACAUGGAUAAGAUUAAGAGCUGGAGGCCAUCCAAAUGAGACACAUUAUUACUGUACUGCUUUUGAUCAGAUAAGAGUUGCAGAGUCAGCUUUUGUUCAUAAUUCAAGUUCUGAAUUGUUCCAUGAUCAGAAACCUGGGCAAGGAAAUUGGCUAUAUUCUCACAUACACUACUGUUGAAACUGUGGGUACUCAGAACAUUUUACAGAUUGAAAACACCAGUUAUUUUGGGCCACUCAGCACAGGCUUCCAUGUAAGCAUAGGCAUGGGUCCUUCAUUGUACACUAUGAGGGCUAGAUUUUAAAAUUAAUUAAUAUGACAAAAAGAAAGAAAUACCCUGUAAGCUAUUCAACAUAAUGUGGAAAAUGGAAGAACAUUCAUGUCCUGCCAUCUGCCCCUCCUACCCAAAGAAAUCCAAAUGAAUGUUAUAUUGUUAGGAUGCGACAUUUGCAACUGAAAUUAUUCAACACCUAUUGCAAAUCAGGUUUAUUAUCAAAAUUUACAGAUUUUCAGCAAAACAAUUCAGCAAUGAAGAUUUUUGCAAUGAUCAAAUCAAACAAGUCAUUGAAAUAGCGCAACACAAUGGAUGCUUUCUGCAAAUUCAACUGAAAUUGCAACUUAACCAGCUUUGAAAGCAAGCACUACAAGCAACUCAAUGUACUGGUAAAUUACUACAAUGCACUGUUGCAGCUGUUGUCAUUACCUGUGCAUUAAGCUAAUGUUUAAAGCUUCAUUGCUCACUGAAGAACAGUUGUGUGUUCAUGUGCUACCUAAAUCCCUAACAAGCAUAUACAUGGAGCCCUCUUAAUAGCAGAGUCUGAGUACCAGGCCAAAGGCAACCUUGGCAAAGACAUAAUAAUGGAGAGCAAGGCUAUCAAUGGCUAUUAGUGGGGGACUCUUCUAGCAUUACUGGGAAAUCCUUAUUUUUCCAUGGUUUCAGAUCAUACAGUCAUGGAUGGUUGAUUGGUUGACAGGCAUCCAUCUGUCUCAGAAGACAGUGGAAGAGAGCACCUUUGGAGGUGAAGUCAAAUUUUUGGAGACUUACAGCACCUGCUAUGACUGUACAGACUGAAAUGGAAGAUACCCAUUUUGUGCAGCUGGGGAAGAUGAAGGCCUCUGGUUUGCCGCUGCAGAUGCACCAUGGUGUUUCUUCUUUCUGUGCUUCUUCCAGCAGUCAUUCCUCCUCUGGUCACUGCUGUGGAUACAUGACUUGACUGUCUCCUGGCACUGCAGCCAUAUGCAAGGGAUUCCCACACAGGAGGGUUAAUGUUGCAAGCCUUCAUGUCAUAUUUGUAGACAACUUUGUAGCACAGAGAGCUGGUCUGCCAAAGGUCCAGGUGCCUGAAACCAGUUCUCCAUAGUACACGCCCUUGAAGAUCUUCCAUUCUGUGAACAUGACCAAGCGCGCGCAGAUGUUGCUGAUACAGGAGUACAAACAUGCUGGGAAUGUGGGCUUGGAAAAGCACAUCUUUGUUUGAGAUUCUGUCCUGCCAUGUAAUGCCCCAAAUCUUCCUGACACAGUGCACAUGGAAGGCAUUGAGGUGUUAUUCCUGGUGGGUGUAAGUUAUCCACGUCUCGGUUCCGUAAAGCAUUGUGUUCAACACACAGGUCUUGUAGCCCUUUAUCUUGGUAUGGGUUGUUAGCAUUGCAUUCUCCCAUAAGCUUUUGAGGAGGCUGAUUCAUAUACACAAAUAUUCAACACAGCCAGAGAGCCAUUUAAUUCAAUGUUCAUAGAUUGGGGACAGGACCUGCAACCACACUGUGCAGGAGUGGAGUGAAGAAUUUUUUUAAAUUGUAAAUGUAAAAAUGUGGAGAGCUGGACUUAAUAUAGGAAGAAUGAAAAACCGAGAGAAACAAAAACAUUUACCCAUCCUUCACCGUGCCACAGUGAUAGAGCACAUGAGGUGGUUGGUGGUUAGAGUCAUUCAGAUCUCAUUUUUAAUUCUAUAAGAAGGGUUUUGUAAAGCAGCAAAUACAGUACAAAACCCACACAUGGAUCCCCCAUUACAAAAGGAUUUCAAGUUUUCUAGCUCCAACAUAUUAUAAUUAAGUGAAUAAAAUUAAAGAACAAAAUCACAAUACACAAGGUGUGUCAAAUACUUCUAGAUUCACAGUUGCUGAAUCAACCAGCUGUUCUUUAAGCAGUUGUGGGGGUUCUUCAUAACCCUGGGCUCAGGUAUUUGAUCUUCUUUUUGCUUGGCCCCACGCGGUGCCAAGAAAAUUGCCUGGCCUCUGCAGAUGGAAUUCUCUCUCUGUUUAUUACUGCCUAUUGAGCAAUGCAAAUCAAAACAGCACACCAUUCAUGUUUAGUUACACUCAUAAUGCUUAUGCAAUUAGCAUUUGGAAAGAAAGCUAUAGCCUCAAAGGAGUUGCUGUUUUCCCCAAAUAUGAUCAGAGCAACACCAUCACCUCCCUGUUCCUCUAAGCAACUUACACUUCUGUGGUUUUAUUUUGGUGUUUCACAGUUGAGUGCAAAAGGUGUCAAGGUGUCAAGAAGUUGAAGAAAUUAUUUCACAGCUCCCAUAAGUGGGGGAAAAAAUCUGUAUAUUUAAUGGUUAAAACCAAACAAGGGGUCUGCUUCAAAAAGUGUCAAAUUUCACACCAUUUCCUGAAUGCAAGAGCUUCUCAUGUAGAGAAAAUACAUGCAUAGAUUUAUUGUAUGCAACCACCAUAUAUUAUUUUAGUAAUGUAUGCAGUCAACUAAAUAAACCCGUGUGAUCAUUACAUAUAGCAAGGCACACACAGGUUCCACACCAAUUCCUACAUUUGUAUGUAUUUAAUUUUUUAAAAUGUCACUCAUCCAAAUAGAUACGGACGGAAAUACAGCUAGGUAUUGAGACAGAAGUCUAAAAUUGCUCCCCUAUCUCUUCACUCCAAUCUCCUCUGGGCGGUCAGUGAAACCAAGGGACGAAGUGCCAAGGUGGCAUAUGAUUUUAUUUUAAAUUAUGAAUGAAAUUUAUACCUUAAAAACAACCAUGAAAACAGAUUGAACAUCAAUAGAUACAUUGCAAAUCACUAAAUAUAUCUGCCUAAUAUAGAACUAGCAUACCUCCCACCAUUUAUUAGAUGGAAAUUGGGACAUGCUCACAGUGUCAUACCAAGGUUCACAGCCCAAGCUGCCCUUCUACAAUUGCAUAUUGGUCAAGACUAAGCUCUGUCCACUGUAUUCAUCAAUCCUGCAAGAACUUGUUCUGUACUCUUUUCCAAACCAGUGUGUUUUUCUGUUUUAUUAAAUAUAACCAUUUUUAAAAUAUAGCUGUCCUAUAAUCUGCUUUAAACAGUUGGAAAUGAACUUCAUCAGAAUGUGAAGUGGCAAGCAGUGAACUAGGUAUAUGGGCAGGCUGUUUGGACCAGUGAAACCAACUAUGUGUCUCCUUGAUCCUUGCCCAUCCUGGCCCCUAAAAGCGAGCUGGGAAGGGUUGGGCGAUGAGCUCCGCGGGGUGGUGAAUGCCUCCCUCUGUGAGGGAGUCUUUCUAGACCGGCUUAAAAAAGUGGUUAUUAAUCUGCUUCUUUAAAAAAAUGUAUUCAUUCCCAUCAUUCCCAAAGCAUAUUCAUUCCCAUCAUUCAGUCCAGACAAUGCGAUCCUCCUCAGAGGGACUUCUGCUGAUUCUUUCAUUGAAAGAAACGAGGUUACAUGGAUUCAGGCAGAGGGCCUUCCUGGUAGUGGCGCCCUCCCUGUGGAACACCUUCUCUUCAGAUGUCAAGGAAAUAAACAACUAUCUGACUUUUAGUUAACAUCUGAAGGCAGCCCUGUAUUGGGAUGGUUUUAAUGUUUGAUUUUUAGUAGAAUCAUAGAAUCAAAGAGUUGGAGGAGACCACAAGGGCCAUCUAGUCCAACCCCCUGCCGAGCAGGAAACACCAACAAAGCAUUC